AGAUUUAUAUUCGGAGCAUCCAGCUUUCUUUCCCCAUUGAUCCAGGGCGCGCAAAGGGACACAUCUCCAUUAGCCUUUCAAACGAAGUAGACGUUGCCGAAUAAAGUCUUUUGGCCCUGCAUUUAAUAUUGCGUAUUGUUUCUUUAUAUUCUUCAUUCUCCGCAACCACCAUCUUCUAGUUCCGUUACAUUCUCGAAAAAGCCCGCCACCAUGCGUUCGGCACGGAACAUCGCCCUCGGCUUGCUCGCGGCUGUUGCCGUCGUAUCUGCAGCUGAUGCGCCCUCUGAUGUCGUUCAACUGAAGAAGGACACUUUUGACGCCUUCAUCAAAGAGAACAGCCUCGUUCUAGCAGAAUUCUUUGCCCCGUGGUGUGGCCACUGCAAGGCCCUCGCCCCAGAGUACGAAGAGGCUGCCACAACAUUAAAGGAGAAGGAUAUCAAGCUAGUCAAGGUUGACUGCACAGAGGAGCAGGAUCUCUGCCAGACAUAUGGCGUUGAAGGAUACCCGACGCUCAAGAUCUUCCGGGGACCCGACAACAUCACUCCCUACUCUGGUCAACGGAAAUCUGCUGCCAUUACCUCCUACAUGAUCAAGCAAUCUCUUCCUGCCGUGUCGGAGUUGAACGCCGAGACCCUCGAGGAGUUCAAGACCGCCGACAAGGUUGUCUUGGUCGCCUACACGGAUGCCUCCGAUAAGGCAUCCAACGAAGUCUAUUCCGCUAUUGCUGAGAAGCUUCGAGAUAACUACCUUUUCGGUGCUACAAACGAUGCCGCUCUGGCCGAAGCUGAGGGGGUCACCGCCCCUGCCAUCGUUCUAUACAAGUCCUUUGAUGAGGGCAAGGCUGUGUUCUCAGACAAAUUCGACGAGGAGGCUAUUGUAAGCUUCACCAAGACUGCCUCAACCCCUUUGGUUGGCGAGGUCGGCCCUGAAACCUACUCCGACUAUAUGUCUGCUGGCAUCCCUCUUGCGUAUAUCUUCGCCGAGACCCCCGAGGAGCGUAAGGAACUUGGUGAUGCUCUCAAGCCCCUCGCCGAGAAGUACCGUGGCAAGAUCAACUUCGCCACCAUUGACGCCAAAGCCUUCGGCGCUCAUGCCGGCAACCUCAAUCUCCCCACUGAUAAGUUUCCCUCUUUUGCCAUCCAGGAGACGGUUAAGAACCAGAAGUUCCCCUUCGAUAUUGAGAAGGAGAUCACCGUCGAGACCAUUGGCAGCUUUGUUGAGGACUUCUCAGCUGGUAAGAUUGAGCCCGGCGUCAAGUCUGAGCCUAUCCCUGAGACACAGGAGGGCCCUGUUACUGUUGUCGUUGGCAAGAGCUACGAAGACAUUGUCCUUGAUGACACCAAGGAUGUCCUGAUUGAGUUCUACGCUCCUUGGUGCGGUCACUGCAAGGCUUUGGCCCCCAAGUACGAAGAACUUGCCGCUCUUUACGGUGAUGAGUACAAGGACAAGGUUGUUAUUGCCAAGGUUGACGCCACUGCCAAUGAUGUUCCUGAUGAGAUCCGAGGCUUUCCUACAAUCAAGUUGUACCCCGCCGGAGCCAAGAGCGAGCCUGUCACUUACAGUGGCUCUCGCACAGUUGAGGAUCUGAUUAAGUUUGUCAAGGAGAACGGAAAGUACAAGGCCGAGGUCGUGGAGAAGGCUGCUGAGGAGGAGACCCCUAUUGCCCCCGCCGCGACUGAGACAGCAAGCAGCGAGGCUGCCAAGGAGACGGAGCAUGACGAACUAUAGAUUGUAUACCUCGGUGAUUUUCUUUAUGCGGUUAUGGUUACGUCUUGGGAAGUUCAAUCGACUACCCUUAAGCAACACUCUUACGGGAUUAUGGUAAAAAUUGCCGGCUUCGGUUAGCUAGCAUAUCUAAUGAAUUUAACGGUUUUGCAUGAA
Messenger RNA from Xylaria bambusicola, 1881 nucleotides. RefSeq names its product thioredoxin-like domain-containing protein. Gene Ontology annotation, cellular component: endoplasmic reticulum. Gene Ontology annotation, molecular function: protein disulfide isomerase activity. NCBI's taxonomy places the organism in Eukaryota, Fungi, Ascomycota, Sordariomycetes, Xylariales, Xylariaceae. Bases 211 to 1728 code for a protein of 505 amino acids. The transcript has 4 exons. The record is from RefSeq and is a predicted model, not a curated record. Gene Ontology annotation, biological process: response to endoplasmic reticulum stress; protein folding.